Messenger RNA from Fonsecaea nubica, 1359 nucleotides. RefSeq lists its product as hypothetical. The coding region runs from base 1 to 1359 and encodes 452 amino acids. Lineage: Eukaryota; Fungi; Ascomycota; Eurotiomycetes; Chaetothyriales; Herpotrichiellaceae. Gene Ontology annotation, molecular function: flavin adenine dinucleotide binding; oxidoreductase activity. The record is from RefSeq and is a predicted model, not a curated record. The transcript has a single exon.
AUGACAAGCCCCACCCACAGCCACUACGAGGCCAUCAUCGUCGGGUCCGGCCAGGGCGGCGGGCCACUGGCGCAGGCGUUUGCUAAAGCCGGCCGGCGCACGGCGCUGAUCGAGUCGACCCAUGUGGGCGGGACGUGCGUCAACGAAGGGUGCACACCCACAAAGACCAUGGUGGCCAGCGCGCGCAUCGCACACCUGGCGUGUCGCGCCCAGAGCUACGGCGUCCAGUUCAAGCGGUCCAGCCUGGUGCUGAACAUGGAGACGGUGCGCAAACGCAAGCGCGACAUGGUCGACAGCUUUCGCGGCGGCAGCGAGACCCGUAUCCGCCAGACCGACAACCUCGACCUGAUCCUCCUGGGGAAAGCCAAGUUCACGGGCCCCAAGCAGCUCCAGGUCGUCGUGGCCGACGAUGAGGCCAACCCGCUCACGCUCACGGGCGAUCAGAUCUUCAUCAACGCCGGCUGCUCGCCCGCGCCGCUGCGGGCUAAAAACGCCGACAAGACCGAAGGCCUGCUCAACUCGACGACCAUCAUGGAGCUGGCUGAAGUGCCGCGCCACCUGGUCAUCAUCGGCGGCGGCGCCAUCGGGUGCGAGUUCGCGCAGAUGAUGAAGCGGUUCGGCGCCCGCGUCAGCCUGAUCCAGCACCACCCGCAGCUGCUGCCGCGCGAGGACGCCGACGUGGCCGAUGAGGUCAAAAACAUCUUUGUCGGCGCGGGCAUCGACGUCUACCUGGGCGCCGAGGUCAAGGAGGUCUCCAACGUCACGCUGGGCCAGAUUGUCGUCUCGAUGACCCAGGGCGACGGCACGCCCAAGUCGCUGCUGGGCUCGCACGUGUUGGUGGCCACGGGCCGCACGCCCAACACGGCCGACCUGGGCCUCGAGAGCGCCGGCAUCGACGUCGACGCCAGGGGCUUCAUCAAGGUCGACGAGCACCUGGCCACCACAGCCCCGGGCGUCUGGGCCCUGGGCGACAUCAAGGGCGGCCCCCAGCAAACCCACGUCAGCUACGACGACUUCCGCGUCCUGCGCCAGAACCUCAUCACCCUCGCGAACAGCGACGAGCGCGCCUCCAUCCAGGGCCGCCUCGUGCCCAGCACCACCUUCAUCGACCCGCAGCUCGGCCGCGUGGGCAUGACCGAGAAGGAAGCCCGCGCCCUCACCCCGCCGCGCAACGUCAAGGUGGCCAAGAUGCCCAUGUCGUACGUCGCCCGCGCCCUCGAGAUGGACGAGACAAAGGGCUUCAUGAAGGCCGUGGUCGACGCCGACACGAGGGAGAUUCUCGGCUUUGCCUGUUUGGGGAUUGAGGGUGGGGAGAUUAUGAGCAUGGUCCAGCUGGCCAUGUUGGGCGGGUGUAAGUAA